GGCGGGAUGAGUCACGGCUGGCUGGCUGUGCUGUGCACCUUCCCAUAGGUGAGAGACUCGGACCUCUCUGGGAGAAAACUGCAGUGCCCGCUCGUCCUGGCUUUGGCCUUGGCAGGGUGCUGGAGCCCUGGGUCUGCCGGGUCUGGCCUCUGGGGCCACGGCUGACUUUCCCUGAUGUGUGGAAAGAGCCCUGCGCGUGUGCUUCCACUUCUCCUGGGCUUACAGCUCACAGCCCUUCGCCCUACAGCAGCUGUGGAGAUUUACACCUCCGGGGCCCUGGAGGCAGUCAACGGGACAGAUGUGCGCUUAAAAUGCACUUUCUCCAGCUUUGCCCCUGUGGGCGAUGCCCUAACAGUGACGUGGAAUUUCCGUCCUCGAGAUGGGGGUCGUGAGCAGUUUGUGUUCUACUAUCAUAUGGAUCCCUUCAGACCCAUGAGCGGAAGGUUCAAGGACCGGGUGGUCUGGGAUGGGAACCCUGAGCGGUACGAUGUCUCCAUCAUCCUCUGGAAGCUGCAGUUCGAUGACAAUGGGACGUAUACCUGCCAGGUGAAGAACCCACCUGACGUCGAUGGUCUGGUAGGGUUGAUCCGGCUCAGCGUGGUGCACACUGUGCCCUUCUCUGAGAUCUUCUUCCUGGCUGUGGCCAUUGGCUCUGCAUGCGCAGUGAUGAUCAUAAUAGUGAUCACUGUGGUCCUCUUACAGCACUUCCGGAAACGGCGACGGGCGAAAAGGGCUGAUAAAGAUGAGGGGAUAAAAUCAAAAGAGGAGGAGAUACUCAAACAAGAGAACAAGGUCUCUGUGUAUUUGGAAGACUAACACUGUGAGGAAGCUGAGGAUUUUCAAGGACUACUUUUAAGGAAGUCAAUGGAAACUUUUCCAGUGAUGACCUGUCAUCUUGCAAGUUCUGCAGCACAAACCUGCCUAGAUGAGCAACGCCCUUGCCCAGCAGCUUAGGACUCUCCCUGAGCAGACACCACUAGACUUCUGUGUCUCUUCAUUACUAGGGUUUUACCUAAUUCCAGAGUGCGGAUGUGUAUUAGCUUUUGUAAACUGGAAAUUACAUUUUUGUCCUUCCAUAUGCCUGUGGGGUAUGACUCCUGUACUCCUGUGUGUAUUGGCAUCAAAGGGGCAGGAAAGCCAGCUAACCUGUCUGUCAGGUGACAUUGCUUCUCACAUUUGAGUUUCUUUCUUUCUUUUUUUUUUGAGCUGAGGAUCGAACCCAGGG
Onychomys torridus (southern grasshopper mouse) is the source of this 1225-nucleotide messenger RNA. RefSeq names its product myelin protein zero like 2 (gene Mpzl2). The record is from RefSeq and is a predicted model, not a curated record. Gene Ontology annotation, cellular component: membrane. Gene Ontology annotation, biological process: cell-cell adhesion. The transcript has 6 exons. Bases 175 to 816 code for a protein of 213 amino acids. NCBI's taxonomy places the organism in Eukaryota, Metazoa, Chordata, Mammalia, Rodentia, Cricetidae.